AUGACUCUCUACGUAGCCUCUCUCUUUCUACCGUACACUAUAGACUUCAAAGCGACUGGAAUCCGACAUGGCCAGGGGUAUUUUGAUGACCCCGGUACUCCUCCUGGUGAAAAAGCGAAAAGUCUAGCAGGUCUUCAUCGGAGAACACAGCCAAACGUGCUUUCAAGGGAAUCUGAAAAUCAUGAGACGAUCUUCAAGCCGUUUUACGCACUACAAUCAGCGUCAGAUGAACCCCAGGCACCGGCGCCGACCGAAGUCCAUGUAGAUUCUUGGGGUUCAAGUCGCAAAUUUAACCAACCCAAGUCAAAGGCUGUCAACCCUCCUCAUUCUUCUAUUCUCAGCCGCCCUAGUAUCAUUGACGGGUCUGCAGAUUGGCUGAACGAUCAUGAUCCAGAAGAGCCAGCCGCUCCGCAAGCGUUAUUGUCUGAUGCUGAUUGGGUAGUUAAAUCAGCUGUCCAGGGGAAUGGGGGGCUUCGCAACGCCAUCGAUGCUGCCGUCAAGGCUGGGAUUGUCCAUGACAAGGUUUGGGUAGGCACUCUGGGCAUGCCGGUAGACUCGCUGAAGGAAGGCACACGCAAAAACAUCGCAAAGCAACUAAGUGAGGAAUUCGACUCCCUUGCAGUAUUUGUCGGAGAUUAUGAAUUCGAAGGCCAUUAUUUUCAUUUCUGCCGCAACGUCCUCUUUCCAGCUUUCCACUAUCAGAUGCAGGAAAGCCCACGCCACAAGGAAUAUGACGAUCACUCUUGGAAACAAUAUGUUACGCUUAAUGAAAUCUUCGCGGACGCAAUAGCAGCUAGAUGGCGACCGGGGGAUCGCAUAUGGAUUCAUGACUAUCAUCUCAUGCUACUUCCCCAGAUGCUACGAGACAGACUUCCCCAGUCCGAGAUUGGCUUCUUCAUGCACACCGCUUUUCCUUCUUCUGAAAUCUUCCGCUGCCUGACUGCGAGGGGAGCUCUGAUAAAAGGGCUCCUCGGAGCCAAUCUAAUUGGCUUACAAACUGCGGAAUAUGUCUACCACUUUCAUCAUACAUGCAAGAGAAUUUUACGGCUGGAUGUUUCUACGGAUGGUGUUCAUCUACCCGAGCAGAUAACCCCCGUUCAGGUGUUCCCCAUAGGCAUUGAUUUGGAUCUGAUGAACUCCCAGAGAGAGUUGCCUGAGGUAAAAGAAUGGGUGUUGAAGAUUAAGGAGAAAUACAAGGGCAAGCGUCUAAUUAUCGCAAGAGACCGCCUGGAUGCUGCGGGUGGUAUCAAACAGAAGCUCCUAUCUUAUGAAAAGUUUCUGAAAAAAUACCCUGCAUGGCGGGACAAUGUUGUACUAGUUCAAGUUGCCUCGUCAUAUUCCCCUGACUUCACCGAUCUCGAAACCCAAAUAACUAAGAUUGCAAUGCGAAUUAAUUCCAAGUACUCAACAUUGACUCACCAGCCGCUGGUUUUAUUGAAGCAAGACAUCUCAUUUACGCAAUUCCUCGCGUUGAUGUCGGUCGCGGAAAUUUUCAUGAUCACUAGUCUUCGCGACGGCAUGAACCUUUCUGGACAUGACUUCGUCGUCUGUCAAGACGGGAAUUCAGGCAUUUCUCAAAAGCACGGGUCACUUAUUUUGAGUGAAUUCACUGGAAGUGCCUCUAUCUGCAGCGGCUACGACUUUCUUGUCAACCCAUGGGAUUACGUUCAAUGCGCUGACGCCAUAAAUCGUGCUCUAGUCAUGUCGCCUGAAGAGAAGAAGAAGAAUUGGCGCUUUUUAACAGACCGAAUGGCGCGGCACACUGCCUCAAUAUGGUGUGACUCAUUUUUGCAUGCACUCCACCAAGCUUAUGAGGUACAGUCGUCACAAAAAUUACAUAAAAUUCCCUCGCUUUCCAUAGUUGCUGUGCGAGAGAAGUACCAAAGAUCCAACACUCGGUUCAUCAUUAUAGAAGACCAAGCCAUGUUUCCUUCACUGCAGGUUCACGAGGAAGAAAUGACUGCUUCAGACUUCACAGGACUUUCUAUGUUACGGACACUUUCAUCGGAUCCAAAAAAUGUUGUUUACCUAACAAGUUCACGAACACCGAAGCAGCUUGAGUCGAAAUUAGGCGGAAUAUCGAGUAUUGGGUUCAUUGCAGAGAAUGGAGCUUUCUUACGAGAGCCUGGGCAGGCUAAAUGGCAGCAACUAUUAGGAGAGGGAGAUACUCUAAGUUGGCGCUCGGGUGUCCACAAAGUGAUGGAAUACUUCCAAGAACGUACGGAGGGGGCGUCUAUUGAGGAACAACAUUUCUCGCUCACAUUCAGAUACAAAGAUGCAGUUGAUCAAGUUUUCGCCGAUCGACAAGCAGCAGAGUUGAAUGACCAGAUCAACAGUUCGCGUGGAAGCAUUCCUAUCCGCGCAGUUCAAACAGAUGGCGCUGUUAUUGUCGAGUCUACAGACGUAACUGAUGCCACAGCUGCGGAAUUAGCGCUCCGAAGAAUCAGCAGCCUUGAUUCAAUAAUACCAGACUUGCUUUUCAUCGCUGGAAACGCUCGUAACACCGAGACUUUGUUCAGCUGGGCAAAUAAAAUUGAGAAAGAAGGCAGAGUUCCAAACGUCGUCAGUGUUGCAGUGGACACUACCCAGGAAAGCACGGCAGGGGCAAUGGUUGUAGAUGAUACUGCAUCUUUGAUAGCUGAACUAGCAAGUCUAGCUAGUGGUAGCAUGUCAUUCAAAUAG
This is a messenger RNA of Talaromyces atroroseus, 2682 nucleotides long. RefSeq lists its product as hypothetical. Lineage: Eukaryota; Fungi; Ascomycota; Eurotiomycetes; Eurotiales; Trichocomaceae. Gene Ontology annotation, molecular function: catalytic activity. The record is from RefSeq and is a predicted model, not a curated record. Gene Ontology annotation, biological process: trehalose biosynthetic process. The transcript is spliced from 3 exons. Bases 1 to 2682 code for a protein of 893 amino acids. Gene Ontology annotation, cellular component: cytosol; alpha,alpha-trehalose-phosphate synthase complex (UDP-forming).